AUGUCAAAGAAAAUAAAAGUCAACAGUGAGUGCCGGGUGUUUAAUAAAGAAUGGAUGCCUAAAUACUUUUUUACUGAAGUCCGGUCAAAGGCUGUAUGUCUUAUUUGCCAAGAAACCAUUGCGGUUUUAAAAGAAUACAACAUCAGCUGCCACUUUUCCACCAAGCAUGCUAAUUACGCCAGCAACCUUUCAAUGCAAGAAUGUACGGCUACCGCUCAUAGGUUGGUAGCUAGCUUGCAGGCUCAGCAAAACUCCUUUAUCCGAGCAACUUCCAUCCAAGAAGCAAGCACGAAGACAAGUUAUUUACUGGCAUUCAAACUAGCAAAAGCCAGCAAGCCUUUCUCCGAAGGGGAAUUUCUUAAAGAGUGCAUGGUAGAGACAAGUAUUUUAUGUCCCGAGAGCAAGAACAAAUUUGAAAAAAUUAGCUUAUCACGCAGGUCAGUGACUCGCCGUGUUGAAGUAAUUGACGAACACUUAACUAGCAAGCUAAACAAAAAAGUGGAGUCAUUUACAUUAUAUUCUUUGGCACUGGACGAAAGCAAUGACAUAAAGGACACCGCUCAGCUUUUAAUUUUUAUCAGAGGGAUUAAUGAAAAUUUCGAGAUAACGGAGGAGUUUUGGGCUAUGGAAUCCCUGAAAGGAAAAACACGGGAAGUCGAUUUAUUUAACAGCGUGUCAGCGGUCAUACAGAGGCACAAGUUACCCUGGAGUACGCUUGCCAACGUUACCACAGAUGGAUCACCAAAUCUGACAGGAAAAAACAUUGGGAUGCUCAAAAGAAUCCAGGACAGGGUGAAAGAGGACAACCCUGAGCAGGAGGUAAUUUUCCUACACUGCAUAAUUCACCAGGAAGCACUGUGUAAAUCCGUGUUGCAGCUUGACCAUGUAGUGAAGCCAGUUGUGAAACUCGUUAACUUUAUUCAAGCGAGGGGACUUCAUCAUCAUCAGUUUAUUCAUUUUCUUGAAGAAACUGACGCUGAUCACAGGGACUUGUUUUACCAUUCUAAUGUCCGCUGGUUAAGUUUGGGAAAAGUAUGUCAACGUGUGUGGGAGCUCAAACAGGAGAUUAUUUCAUUUUUGGAGCUACUUGAGAACACUGACAAUUUUCCUGAGCUGAAUGACACAGAUUGGCUUUGUGAUUUAGCUUUUACUGUGGACAUACUGACACACAUGAACGAGCUGAAUGUGAAGCUACAAGGGAAAAACCAGUUUGUGCAUGAAAUGCAAGCAAACGUCAGAGCCUUCAAAACCAGGAAAUCACUGGAUGACCUGCAUGACGAAUUCUGCCGUCGGUUUUGUGAUUUUGGAAAAAUUGACUGGGCACUUCAGCUGGUGUCAAGUCCCUUCUCACAAGACCCGGAAACGGUGCCACAGGAGUUGCAGUUGGAACUGAUUGAUCUCCAAUGUGACAUGGUGUUAAAGGAGAAGUUCAACUCCCUGAAACUGGAUGAGUUUUAUGCUUCAUUAAGUGCAGCCAAAUUUACAAACAUCCAGAAGAUAGCACAGAGGAUGCUGGUGUUGUUUGGCUCUACAUAUAGAGAUAUGCUAAGAGUACCUCUGAAUGUAGACAGAAUGUCUUUUGUUUUCUACCAGACUACUCAUCUCUGGCUCGCAAGCCGAUUGAUUUUCUUUGUUAUUUCACUGGCUUUAAAAGAGAUUAUAGUAAUGCCAUUUUAUAAAACUUUACCUUGCGAUGUGAAUAAUAUAAAAGAUACUUCCAAAAUGUAUAUGCAAGUUGACUGCAGUGACCGUAAACUCAUAGAGUUUCCAAAAGGCAUUCCUGACAAUGUUACCAACCUGACACUUGCUGUUAAUCACAUUUCAAAGAUUUCCAAAAGCCAUUUUAAGAACCUGAAAAACCUUCUAGAAAUUGAUUUCAAAUGCAAUUGUGUGCCAGUCAGGCUGGGACCUAAAGAUCACGUUUGCACCCAGGGUCUGAAAAUCCAAGCUGAUGCUUUCUCGAAACUCUCCAGCUUAAAAUCACUCUAUUUAGAUGGCAACCAGCUCUCAGCAAUUCCCCAGCAUCUCCCACCUAACCUACGACUUUUGAGUCUUGAAGCUAAUUCCAUUUUUUCUAUCAAGAAAGAAAAUUUGUCAGGACUUAAAAACUUAGAAGUACUCCAGCUAGGGCAGAACUGUUAUUAUCGCAACCCCUGCAAUAUAUCUUUUGAAAUUCAUGGAGCAGCCUUUCAACCUCUCACAAGUUUGAAAGUGUUGUCUUUAAAAGCCAACAACUUAUCAAAGGUCCCACAAAACCUACCAUCAAACUUAAGAGAACUGUACCUUUAUAAUAACGCAAUUCGAAAUAUCACCAAGGAUGAUCUGUCUUCUCUGAAUAAUUUGGAAGUACUUGAUUUAAGUGGAAACUGCCCUCGUUGUCACAAUGCCCGAUAUCAUUGUAUUGAAUGCCCAGGAAGCAUUUUUAUCAAUCCCAGAGCCUUUGACUCAUUAAAGCAUUUAAAGGUCCUGAGGCUGCACAGCACCUCCCUUCAACAAGUGGACUAUCAUUGGUUUAAAAAUACCAGGAACCUUCAAGUGCUUGAUCUUUCACAAAAUUAUUUGGCUAAAGAAAUUCAGCAAGCUCAUUUUCUACAGUUUCUUCCUAAUCUUGUGGAACUUGACUUAUCUUUCAAUUAUGAACUAGGUUCAUACCCAUUACAUUUUACUCUCCCGAAAACAUUUUCCACCCUGUCCAAUCUGCAGUCCUUAAGAAUAAGAGGAUUUGUUUUCAAGGAACUAAAUCAAAACACUAUACGCAAUUUAAUUCCUCUUAAAAAACUUAAUGUCCUGGAUUUCGGAACCAAUUUUAUCAGGAAUGUUGACAUUGCUAUGUUUGAAGAAUUCCAGAGUCUUAGCACAAUAAUUCUUUCUUUUAAUAAAAUAUCUCUUUUUUCAUAUGAGCCAAAUAACAGGCUUUACUCUAUUCUCAACUCAUCAGAUGAUCAGUAUAGUAGCAACAUAUUGAAAGAUAUGCAAUAUUUCAGGUAUGAUGAAUAUGCUCAAAGUUGCAGAUCUAAAGAUACAGAGGAUAUUCAUUCCUUGUCUUUUGUCAAUGAGACUGCAUGCAGCAACUAUGGAAAAACACUUGAUUUAAGCAGAAACAAUAUUUUUUUUAUCAGAUCUUCUGAUUUCCAGCACCUUUCAGACCUGAAAUGCCUUAACAUCUCUAAUAAUGCUAUGAGCCAAGCUUUGGAUGGAAGUGAAUUUGCUCAUCUAUCCAGCUUGAAAUGUUUGGAUUUAUCUAACAAUCGAAUUGAUUUGCUACAUGUGGAAGCUUUUGAACAGCUGAAAGAACUGGAAGUUCUAAAUCUUAGUGAUAAUAGCUAUUAUUUUAAGGCAGAAGGUGUCACACUUAUGUUGGGCUUUACCAAAUACCUGGUUAAUCUGAAAAUACUGCUUAUGAAUGGCAAUGAGAUUUCGGUAUUCACUGAUAGAGGAAUGGAAAGUGAUUCCAUCAAAAUAUUAGAAUUUAGACGAAAUCGCUUAGAUAUUUUAUGGAAGGAUGGAACUAAUGAAUACUUGGCAUUCUUCAAGAAUUUGACCACCCUGGAAAGUCUUGACAUUUCUGAGAAUUUUCUGACUUUGUUACCUCCUGAUGUAUUCUACAAUCUGCCUCCAAAACUAAAAAUAUUAAAGCUGGCCAAUAAUCGAUUGAAGACUUUUAACUGGAGGCAUCUUCCAGCACUAACAAAUUUGGAAGUCUUAGAUCUUAGCAACAAUCAGCUGACUACAGUCCCCUAUGAACUGUCCAACUGUACUAAGACACUUCAGACAUUCAUAGUGCAAAACAACAAGAUUAGAAAGCUGACAGAUCAUUUUCUCAAAGAUGCUUUUUUCCUGAGGCAUUUAGAUCUUAGUUUUAACAGGAUCAAAACAAUCAGGAACUCUAGCUUCCCCAAAAAUGUUAUUAACGGACUAACAACAUUACUCUUAAAUGGUAAUCCUUUCAAGUGCAAUUGUGAUAUUGUGUGGCUUGUCCACUGGAUCAAUGAGACAAAUGUAAAAAUCCCUUUCCUAGCAACAGAUGUGACUUGCGCAGGGCCAAGUGUAUGGAAAGAUAAAAGUUUGAUUUUACUAGAUUUUUAUACUUGUGAAUCAGACUACUCUCAGAUCCUCUAUUUAUUGUCAGCUUCAUUCAUCAUAAUUCUCAUGAUACUUCCAGUUACAAACCACCGAUAUUUUUGGGAUGUCUGGUAUAUUUAUCAUUUCUGCACUGCCAAAUUAAAGGGAUAUAAACGUCUCUUUUCUUCUGAGGUUAAAUAUGAUGCUUUUGUGGCUUAUGAUAAUAAAGAUAAAGCUGUAACAGAAUGGAUCCUGAAAGAACUAAUUGAGAAACUGGAAGAUCAGAAAGAAAAAAAAUUCAGUGUAUGUUUAGAAGAAAGAGACUGGCUACCAGGUCACCCACUCAUGGAAAACCUUAACGACAGCAUACACAUGAGUAGAAAAACAAUAUUUGUGCUGACAAACAGCUAUAUUGCAAGUGGCAACUUCAGAAUAGCUUUUUAUAUGGCACACCAGCGUCUUCUGGAUGAAAAGGUAGAUGUAAUUAUCCUGAUCAUUCUUGAGAAGCUUCUGCAAAUGUCAAAGUGCCUCCGUCUCCGAAAGACCUUGUGUAGUAGAUCUUGUCUUGAAUGGCCAAACAAUCCUCAGUCUCAGGCUUAUUUCUGGCACUGUCUUAGAAAAGCCCUCGCAGCAAAUAAUGAGUUCAGAUAUAACAAGCUUUUCAAAGAAAUGGUAUAACACUCAGUUGCAUUCUCAGAACACGUUUUGGAAAUCAUAGCAGAUGAUGAGGCUGAAUCUCAAUCUCUAUACUUUUAAAGCAUUGGUAGAACCAGACA
Messenger RNA from Notechis scutatus (mainland tiger snake), 4838 nucleotides. NCBI's taxonomy places the organism in Eukaryota, Metazoa, Chordata, Lepidosauria, Squamata, Elapidae. The record is from RefSeq and is a predicted model, not a curated record.